GAAAAACAGCGACCGAGAGAAACAGCAGGCAGAAGCUUAUAAAUCGCUAUACGAUCAAACGAAAGCGUAUCUGAGUUUUGCCCAUUUGUAUUCGGGUACAGGAGCAGACGGAAGUAGUGGUUUAAGUGUUUUGAUGAACAAUCUUUUUCGCCAUUGGGCCCGGGCCGCGGUGUCGAAUGAAAAGGGUCCGGGUCUUGUUGUUAAUCUCCGCAUAUCAACUGCAAGUAUCGAUCUGGGUGGUCUGGAAGAUGAAUGCGAAUGUUCGUCAUGCUUGCUAGUGGUCUAAAAUGCACGCAGAGCAUAAACAUGUUUGCGGCGGCUUUCGUAUUUCUCGCCUGCGUUAGAAUGCCCUGGUCGAGAGACAAGAUGGAUCACGUAUCUUUUGCUGACUAGUAUGCAAGACAUAUUCAUAUUUUCCAAAACCAAAAGCACCAUAAGGACAAGAAUAAGUAGAAAUAUCUUCGACAGAUUUGCAGACUUCCAGACGACCAGGACAUAUUUGCAUUUGAUAACGCCUACCGGUUUACAAUUCAAUGGAGGACGCCCUAGCCGACGCCAUCAGUGAUUUUGCACAGCGGAUUAUCCUCUAUAAAAGCGAUCCCGCAUAAUUACUAGACCUCCUGUCACGCAAAUCUGCAUGCCUAAAAUGCUUCCACUCAUCAAGAAUGAUGAUUGUGCGCAGUCCCAUAGGGCGCAUUUUGUUAUUUUGAUUUUCUCAAUUUUUCCCUCUGGAUAUGAUUUGAAAUUUGUCAUGAUGUUCUGUAUGAUUGAGAUGAAGAUGGAUGCACUCGCUAAACAUCGGACUACAGAAGUGCGAGCCCCCGAGGCUCAUCGUCAUGCGCAACAGGAGCCAAUAAAACAAUUUACUGACUUGUGUAGCAGAUUCGACCCCAUGUUGUAGUUUGUUAGUGGUGUGGGCCUUGUUUUUUAACCGGAUACGGAUGUCUGUGUGGGGGCGCCGAGUCGAGAAAGAGCUGCUCGAAAACGAUACUUAUUUCGAUCGGGACUCGGGAGCGCGCAUCGAAGAAUUUUCUGUACCUAUCAGCGAGCAUGCCCGCGACGUCCUCUCGAGUAGAACCUCAAGGGACCACAGUGGCAAGAACGUCAGCAGUGGGCACGAGCUUCGCACCACGACAUCGACCGAUAGAACAGCGGUGGUGGAGAAACUUCGACAAUUGGGCGCCGACGACGAGGGGUCAUUCUCAUUUUGGCAAGAUUUCGGGUUUGCGCAAAUCAAGGAGCCUCCGGCUUCCAGGCGAUUUUUUGUCGCUCGACCUCCGACAGGCACGGCUUAUCAAGCUGGUGGAACUACCAGUAGUGCUGCAGCCUCUACUAGAGAUAGAAAUAGACGUGGUUCGACGUCUAGGAGGUCGAGGUCUAGCACUAGCACCUCCAGGCGGACGACGGAGGCUGAGGACAUACUCUCGAGCGCUACAUAUUCACCCUCAGUACAACUAGGGCCAGAGGGCGAGGAAUCUCCUGACGACCUGGCGGGCGAUGGUGCCGGGGAUCUUUCUGGCGACGCUGUGGAGAGCUUUCUGUGGCGGAGCCAUCUGCAAACUGCUGGAACAUCUGCUUUGCCGCUCACAGCCUUGCUGGCAGCCUUGCGCGGACACUUCCACUCUGCUAUGGAGGAUGGCACACAAGAGCAGGGUCGCGCACCUGAUCUCCAGAGUGGUGUAGUUGGCCGAGACGGUGGUGGUGCUCCCGAGCAGGACAACAAGGGCGGCCCUUUCUUUUAUCAUGAUGAAGAGCGAAAUAAAAAUGCCAAACAAAAAGAGCAGCAGGAGGAGUCCUACAACCGUGCUGGUCGUCGUGACCACCUAGACCUACGAGAAGUGGACUACACGAAGCGGUACCGUAUCUCUAUCUCAGUACACGAGCUCAACAACCAAACCGACGUCGACCAAGGGCCUCUACUCCCGGCCAGAGAAUUCUUUCGCUUCGACGUAGUUCCUGUUGCUCCUGUGGUGAAGACCGAUGCUGUAUCGCGAGGAAAAAUCGCCUCUCCUCAUAUUCAAUCUCAAAGCGGAGACUUAUUGUAUUGCUGAUUUGUGGCCACGACGCACCGCCUCUGUCUUGCAAGAGGGCAAUGCCAGGGGUGUCCGUCGCAUUGCGGGGUUGCCUCCUGAUGUUGUCUCGGACCUUCGUGAGAGCCGUCUGCCAUGCGAAGCAGCCAUUCGCAUGCGUCCCUUCUGCAGCAACUUCUCAGGAUUUUUACAAUCUGCCUGCGAUUUAUUUUCCCUACUUGUGCAGGACGAGUUACCAGAUAAUUUGUGUACACAAGAAAUCCGGUUCCGGCACCACAGAUUUCGUUUUGAAUUUGGGGAGGGGAGAUGUUUCGUUUUGAUAUGUCGAAACGGCUGCGGCCGGAGGGGACCAGGACGCGAUUGAAGAUCUUCGCGACGGCGAAUUCUUCCUAGCCACAGACAAGCGCUCUCGCUUUUUGCGCAGGUUCCUGCGCGAAAAUGGCCAGUGGUGGUACCUUCCGAAAGGUGGUCCGUUUGUCGCGGAAUACAUCAACCGCAAUUGCGUCAACUUCCACCUGAAUAGCUGGGACUCUAGCUACCUGACCGGCGAUGAGCCCUUCGCGCAGAGAAUGCGCACCGCGUACAGCUAUGGAACUGUCAGGAUCGAAAUUAACAAAAUCGAAAAAUUUGUGAUGCAUAAAAUGCAUGACGCGAAACACGUGCGAUGCAGAGCAGGCAAGUGAGGCCGAUUGUAAGCCUGUUUGGGGUUAUAGCUCGAGCUGCUAAAAAAGCAGCAUGAGAUUAUCAGUCUUCUUUGCCUAAACAGCAUUACAAACUGUAUUCAGGCACCACCAGAAUUUGUCAUGCGCCGCUUAGAAACUGGGUUCGAGCUGGAAUCUAUUUUAUGCAUGACAAAUCAUUUCGAUUUUGUCAAUUUCGAUUCUGACACUCCCAUAACAGCGCAGCCCUGGAGAGAAGGACGACAUCCUUGUUGAGCCUGAGCCCCCCAGGCGAUAUUAAAAGUGAUGUAGUGGUCCACCAAGAUGAAACGACUCUCAAUCUUCAAAGUGCAGCCGGCGCGAGCACCACUUCACAACAGGUCGGUGGGACGAAAGAGCAGGCUUUCGACGUCGAGCAGCAGCUGCUGCUACCGGAGCAGGCUGCAAACCUGCACUACUUUGAAAAACUGGCCGAGUACGUGCAAGAUCAGAACGGACCCCAGGAAGUGUUUCGCGAUCUGGACUGGGAGGCCUUUGUUGCCUCGCACCUGCACCCGCACGCGUUUACACAACUGAACUUGAUCAGCAGCUUGAUGGCGUUUGUGGCCUCCUACACAGUCGAGGCCCCUGAGAUAGAGAUAAGGCCCGCUGCGGGAGGAUCAUGGUCCUCAUCAUCAUCAUCAUCAUCAUCAUCCUCCUCGGGCAUAUUAUUUACAACUGCAAAUACGUCUGCGAUUGUGGAUCUGAAUGUGAAUAGUUCACAACCUGCACCUCAAAAAGUAGCAGGUGUAGCAGAACCGAGGACCACCACACCGAGUUCGUCCGCCUCUGCAGGCGAAAAAAUAGGUCCUUCAUCUCCAUCCAAAAACAAUACUAGGAACAAGAACAGUAACGAACAGGAAGUUCUUACCGCGGCGGAGCAGGGAGCUCUUGGUGGAGACACAGCGAGCAGUCCGUCCUCAUUCUCCCAAAGACCGACCCCUGCUGGCAAACCUGGGGGAAAAAAUCCGAAUUUAGAAGAGGAGCCUGCAAUAUUUGGGUUCGAAAAUGAAAAUAAUACUGGCCCGAUCAUCUCCGAAGGUGAAAAGGGAAAUAAGAACACGAACGCAAUUUCGGGGCGCCGCGGCCCUGUGCUGGAUGAAGUAUCUCGCUUCAACAUCACUGAAGAGGAAGACUGGUACCUCCGUGAACUGAAAGGCAAAAUCAGGAACAUAUCCAACGAAAAAACUGUUUCACUGUGAUGAUUUUGCAAGAACCGCAUCACAAGUUUGCUACACAUGACACAGAAAAUUUGCCAUGCGCGUUUCCCAAAAGAAAACACGCUUGAAAGUCCAAUGUCUUGCAGGUAUAGCAAGAGAGACACUUUGGUGCUUCAUUUUCUGCAUCACAAGUUCACAGUGAAGCAGUUUUUUCUUGCGAUAGAACACCACCAGAGAAUAUUGGAAGAAAGAUAUCCAAGACAUCCUCCACAGCCAAUUCCAGACACUUUCGGACAACAUUAUGGAGUAUCCAGGAAAAAACACCCAUGAUCCCCAUCCAAUUUGUCAUGCAAAACGUGCAUAAAUUCCUUUGUUUGUCAUGCAAAAAAUGGAUGGGGAUGGGUGUUUUUUUCUGGAUAUGGAGACGGUCCACUUUGCCCAGAUACCUAUCCCCGGAGGACUCUACACAGAUAGUGAGGAAGACUAUAUCACAAGAAAAAGUGUAGUUAAAAACCAACGUUAAACGGUUUUAUUCACAGACUCCAGUCAUGCAUCGCAUCAAAUGUAGCCCAAUUGCAUGCUAAUAUGCAAAACAAAUUUUCUUGUUUUUGGCACGUUUGGUGAUGCAUUGCUGCGUCACAAAUUCGGUUAACGUCAUAAGUAUAACACUUUUUCCUGCGAUAGACUACGACAAAUUGCGAGACUUUCUUGCCGCUGAUCUCGACUUCCUGGAGGGCAGCCCUUUUCAACUGUCAGACUACAGCCUUGUGUUUUCCCUUGUAUCAGAGGUGGAGGACGCACGUGCGUUGUUGCAAAAUGUGUCUUCUGAGCGGCAAGGUGGAGGAUUAAACUCUAAUCAAAGCGAGGAGACGACGAGUACGCUCUUCGAGUCCCUUCCCCCCGCCGCUGCGUUUCUGCGAGAAAAAUUCGAGCGCGAGUUUGAAGUGAACCUUUUCGCGGACGUAUAAGAGUGAGCAAGUCCCCCUCCCCCACAUUUGUAGGGCAUGAACAGCAAAGCUAUUACAAGCAUUGACAGGAGUGCAGAUUUUGCAUGCCAAAUUCACACAGGAAGAUCGCAGUUGUAGCGUUGGGCGGGCUCCUGCCAGAAUCUGUCAUGCAAAUAGAAAUAGCGAGAAGAAGCAAAGCAAAGACGGCUGCUGGAUUUGGCAUUUUGCAUGACAAAUGAAGGGGACGCCCUUAGCCUUCCAACGUGACAAAUGAGGGGGAGAGGAGUUCUUGUGCACUCUCAUAAGAGGACUCGAGUCUUCUCAAGAAGCAAAUUACCAGUGCACUGCAACAGCUGACAGAAACCACCGCACGUGCCCUCGCGAUAGCAGAUGAGGCUUUCCCUUCCUUGAAUCGCAAUCGACGCCUCAAAGCAUUUGAGAGGGUCAGGCAUGGCACCUCGCGCAUCCGGGUCCGAGCCGACCCCAGCACCUGUGCGCGGAGAAUACUAACGAAGCACAACCUGCUCGGCGGAGCGAGGGGCAAGGAGCAGGACCAGGAAGAGAAGACAAACUACACGAAGACGAACGCAAAAUCUUCAUCAAGUGCCUCGUCUUACCAGGGCAAAGCUGGUAACACAAAAUCAGGAAUGCGAAAGAAAACGCCGUACGAUAUUCCGGUGCACUUCUACUACCAAAAUGGAAAGCUGGGUCGUCGUCGUGAUGAAGAAGUAGAAGCUACAAAGGGCGGAAGCACUAGAAAGGCUGCGCCUCAACUAGCUGCAAGUGACGACGAGGAGGAGAUGCAAACUUUUAUAUCCAGGAAAAAACACCCAUCCCCAUCCAAUUUGUCAUGCAAAACAAGCAUAAAAUCCACUAUUUGUGAUGCAAAAAAUGGAUGGGGAUGGGUGUUUUUUCCUGGAUGUUUUACCAAGGUGUGCCUAACACUGGAGUUGGGUCUUUUGGACUUUGGUCUGCGCUUCGAGAAGAGCUCCCUCUCCCGGAUAGCAUCGGUGAACCUGAAGCAACACGGCAUUUUUGAGCGCACAUUCAGCGCAGAAGUGUGGGACCGGUUUCGCAAUUUUUGGUCCAGCGGUGGUGCUGAUGUUGAUCAUGGGGAAAAUACAAAUAGAACAUUCAAAUCCGUUAGAUGGCAUGCUAGCAAGUAUGAGACCAAACUCGCGGAGAAUAUGGACUCGAUACGGAACGAUUGGGAUUGGCGUGGCGUGACACACGACGUGGCGUCACUCAUGCGAAAAGGCUUCGCCCACACUGCGGAAAAGGGAUGGAAUGUUACCAAAAAAACCUUCCAAGGAAUAAAAAACUUGUUUUCAUCACCCGGACAAUGGUGGUCCGUCUCGAGCUCAGGAGGAUCUGCAUCUGCCUCUAGUACUGCCGACCGAGACGAGGAUAUGGAAGCGUCAGGUUGGAAAUAAUUGACAAAGUUGAAAGGAUUGGCGGCGAAGAUGCAUAAAACCGACGAGGCCCACUUGAUCCAUAACUUCUAUAGAGGCAUAAUGCCGCUCUUAGAAAUUAUGGUUCCAGUAGCGGCAUGAACGCCGCCAAUGCUUCACUUCUGGUGAUGAUGCCAUCAUCAGAAGUGAAGUCUUGGAGGCGUUGCUUGUGUUGCACGAUCAGAAGAGCAACAAGACUAGCAUUCCAGGCAAGCCGAGCCAUGUCAGGAUGUCAGGCUCAGGUCUUUCCAGACGCGGGCAGUCCGUCUCUCACUCUGUCUAAUAAAGCAAAAGCAAGUAGGGCUUUUGUCAUGCUUUUCCGCACCCCCAUUGCCCAUGAGCCUGGGCAGGCUUACAAUCUGCCUCGGUUGCCUCCAGUGCAACGCCGACACGACUUUGCGCACUGGUGCAUGUUAUGCAUGAUAAAAGGUUCACUUUCAACCUUGAGAUUUUUCAACCUGUCGCUGCCAUAGAGAAGGCCGAAGCUGAGGAGAGCGACGAGUCGUCAGGACCAGCAGGCUCGAAACAGCAGGGUCCUAUGGGUCGGGAGGAGGAAGUUCAAGUUAUGGUGGAUUGCAAAUAUGUCCUUGUCCUCUGGGUCUGCUGGAUUUACUGUGGUCAUGCAAAACGAAAACUUCUUCAAGCAUAAAAAGAUCUGUGAAGAUGCCUGACCCCGAGUCGUUUUCGCCUUUUUUGUGAUGUUCGAAGCCUGUGUGUCGUGCAAAAUUAUACCUAGUACGGUUACGGUUACCGUAAUAAGAUCCGAAAAACUUCUUUUCACGGUGCUUUCGUGUGCUGCAAAGGGCCGCUUUAUUGUCACGCAACAUGCAGCAUGGCAAAUCUUCGCGCGCUUUCAACGAACUUUAUUCAGACCCAGACAUGAGUCCUUAUUUCCAUUUGAUAGACGUAGAGCGGCAGCAGCAAACACUCUUCCACAAUCGAACAAACGGGAAGGCACCAGCCCCAGCCGCGGCCGACCUGAAACAGAAGAGAAAAGGCGGCGAUUUUUGGGCAUCAGAAACCAACUCCUGGAACACGAUAUUUACCCCGAUGGACUUGGCUUCGAGAGACAUCGAAGAUAUUCGGCUCCGGCAAGAAAUCGACGCGCACGUCACCGAUUGGGGCGCUUUCAGUGAGUUUCUUCGGUUCCCCGCUUCGCAGCAGAAGCAAGUGGGUGCCGCGAACACGAAAUUUUCCGAUCCCGGGUCGGUCGGUGUAGGAGAUCUGUUGCACAGUAAGGGUGUUGAUUAUACUUUCGUGUCCAACUAUCCCACGAAAAAACUGUUUCACUGUGAACUUGCGAUGCAUGGAAUGGAACACAAAAAUAUUUGUCUUGCUACACAUGCAAGACAUUGGAUUUUUAGGGCUGUUUUCCCUUGGGAAUCAAUUGCGCAUGGCAAAUUUUUUGUGCCAUGUGUAGCAAACUUGUGAUGCAAAUCUUGCAAAAUCAUCACAGUGAAGCAGUUUUUUCGUGCGAUACCAACACGGGAAAGUGGUCUUGGGACGGUUUCCCGUCGCGAAACUACGCGCUCACCGAUCGCCUCUAUCCAGACGCGCAGCCGCCCCUCGUCUACGCGAAUCGAAUGCGCACCUGGCUUCUUGACUUCGAUUCUGUAUUGAAACUAGACCCAUGGCGUGACGCGCUGAACAACGCGACUUCUACGCGAUAA
Messenger RNA from Amoebophrya sp. A120, 7956 nucleotides. The record is from the annotation of a GenBank genome assembly. Lineage: Eukaryota; Dinophyceae; Syndiniales; Amoebophryaceae.